This is a messenger RNA of Andrographis paniculata, 1653 nucleotides long. RefSeq lists its product as uncharacterized. Lineage: Eukaryota; Viridiplantae; Streptophyta; Magnoliopsida; Lamiales; Acanthaceae. The record is from RefSeq and is a predicted model, not a curated record. Bases 18 to 1391 code for a protein of 457 amino acids. The transcript has 2 exons.
AGGGAAAUUGAUCGGCGAUGGAUCCGUGUACGUUUGUGCGCUUGACUGUGGGGAAUUUAGCGCUCAAAUUCCCGGUGGCGGCGAAGCCAGCUCGCAGCGCCGUGCAUCCCUCGACUUCGCCGUGUUUCUGCACUAUUAAGUUGAAGAGUUUCGCCCUGCAGAGCGCCGCCGUCCCCUACAUUCCGCCGGAGAGCUCGCAAUUCCCCGACGGGAACUCGGUGGGGACCGCCGCGAGCUUCCACCUCAGCAAAACCGAUCUCGACAGGCUCACCGGGAAAUCCUCCCUGUUUGCGACCUCCAAACGGCCGUACCUCAAAAUCUCGGUCUACUCCGGCCGCCGCGGCGUGACGUGCGGUGUGAAAUCGGGGCAUUUGCUGGGGAAAGUUUGCGUGCCGUUGGAUCUGACGGCGGCGGAGUCUAGGGCGGUGGUUUUCCAGAACGGAUGGAUUAAUUUGUGGAAGGAUUCGAAAGGAGUCGCACAAUUUCACCUGAAUGUGAAGGCCGAGCCCGAUCCUAGAUUCGUGUUCGAGUUCGACGGCGAGCCGGAAUGCAGCCCGCACGUAUUCCAAAUUCGAGGCAGUGUUCGUCAGCCUGUGUUCACCUGCAAGUUCAGCUUCCGCACGGCCGACCGGAAUCAGCGCUCCAGAUCUCUGCCGCCGGAGCACAGCGCCGGCGGCCCCCGGGGAUGGUUAAGCUCGUUUGGCAGUGAAAGAGAAAGGCCGGGAAAAGAACGAAAGGGCUGGUCGAUCACAAUCCACGACCUCUCCGGUUCGCCAGUUGCAGUCGCAUCAAUGGUGACUCCAUUUGUGGCCUCGCCGGGCUCUGACAGGGUGAGCCGAUCCAACCCCGGCUGUUGGCUCAUUCUCCGGCCCGGAGACGGCACGUGGAAGCCGUGGGGUCGGUUAGAAGCAUGGCGCGAGCACGGCUCAGCCGACGGGAUUGGCUACAGAUUCGAACUAAUUCCCGACUCAGCUGCAGCUGCAGGGAUCGUCUUAGCCGAGUCGGCUCUCAGCUCCAGCAAGGGAGGGAAGUUCGUGAUGGACUUAUCCGGCAACAAUGGAGGAAUUCCUGCGGGGAGCGCAGGCGCUUCGCCUGGCUGCAGCCCACGAAGCAGCGGGGACUACGGAUACGUUCUGUGGCCGUAUAGCAUGUACAGAGGGUUCAUAAUGCUGGCUAGGAUAGCUGGCGAGGCGUGCCACCACCGCCGCUGCCGGGGAAAGGCGGUGGCCGCCCCUCUGGUGGAGGUGAGCGUGCAGCACGUUGGAUGCACGGAGGACGCCGCCGCCUUCGUGGCGCUGGCGGCGGCGCUGGACCUGAGUGUGGAUGCUUGCAGGCUGUUCUCUCAUAAACUACGUAAGGAACUCUGCCCUCCUCAAGAUUUACUUUUUUGAUUGAUCAUUAAUUAAUCUUUCUUUCUUUGUUGAUGAAAUUAAGUGACAAUUACACACACGUAUACACAUAUAUGAUAUAUAUAUAUAUAUAUAUAUGAUGUCUAUUUGAUUAGGGAUAGAUUGUUUUCUUGAUUUUGUUUUUUGGUGUGAGUGAUUUUAAGGGACUGAUUGGGGGAUGAGUAGAUAUUUAUGACUAACUACAAAUAGGAUUUGUGUACAGAUUUGAGGAAGAACGAGAAUGGGUGGGUGGGUGAAUGGUUUU